AUGUCAAACAUAUCCACAAGGAGCAACUGCACCGAUCUUGUUUCUUUGUCGAACACCGAGCUAGCAAGAGUCGAGCGAGAAAACAGACGUCAAAGGCCUAUUCAAGCCAACAUGGGCAAUCAAGGCAACAAUGACAACAUGGCUGUCGAGCUACAACAGCUUCGACAACAAUUGGAGCAGCUGCAAAAGGCGCAGCAAGACAGGGAGCAGCCACAGCCUGCUAUUGGAGACAAGGACAGUCCGCACGCUUACUAUCACAACAGGGCUGCGAUUGCUCCUCCAACCAUUCAGAGGCAAGACUUUGAGAUCAAACCUCAGCUGAUCUCAUUGGUGAAGCAGCACCUCUUUCAUGGGCUUCCUGCUGAGAUUCCGAUGGACCACAUCGAGAAUUUUGAGGAGAUUUGCAGCACGACUGGAUCAAAUGGGAUACCAGCCGAUUUCUUGAAGUGCAAGCUUUUUCCAUUCUCACUUGCGGACAAAGCUUUGCGCUGGCUGAAGUCAUUACCACCUGGGUCAUUAACUACAUGGGAAGAGUGCAGAUCAGCAUUUUUGGACCAUUUCUACACUAAGGCAAAAACUGCAGCUCUGAAGAACAAGAUCUCGUCGUUUAAACAGCAACCUGGUGAAGCUUUCUGCGAAGCUUGGGAGAGGUACAAGGAGUACCGAAGAGAGUGCCUUCACCAUGGGUUCUCUGAUGAGCAGAUUCUGUCAACCUUUUAUGAUGGUGUCAAUUGGGAUUACAGGAAUGCUUUGAAUGCAGCUAGCAAUGGCGAUUUCAUGACUAAGUCCAAAGAAGCUGCUUAUGAGUUGAUUGAGAACUUAGCUGCAAGCUCCAGCAACAAAUCCCAAGAGUAUGACAGGUCUAGCAAAUCAGUUCAUAGUGUGGAGUUGAGCAAAAUCGAUGAGCUUACAGCGAAGGUGAAUCUGCUGCUGAGAGAGAACCAGAGAUCUGUGCAUUUUGCUGAUGAGGUCGGUGAUGCACCUCUUGCUCAAGAGUUUGUAGAUGCAGAGAAUAAUGAUCAGAUGGAGGUAAAUUUCGUGAAUGGACAAGGGUAUGUGCAGAAUCGCAGUUUCAACAACUUCAUAAGCCACCCGAAUUUAUCCUACAGAAGCAACAAUGUUGAGAACCCUCAGGAUCAGGUCUAUCCGCAGCAAGGAGUGCAGAAUCAGUCAGGAUUUCAGAAGAACUUCUCCAGCAACUUCCAAGGAAAGCAGUUCAUCACCAAUCAGAAUCGAUUUCAAGGUGGAAAUCAGCAGAAGUUGCCUUUCACAAGUCUACAGCCUUCUUCGAGUUCCUCAAAUAACUCGCAGGAUGAGCUGAAAAACUUGAUGCAACAGCUGCUGGUUAAUCAGCAAAAGUCUUCCAUGGAGAUUAAUGCCAAAGUGGACACCAUGUACAAUGAUUUGAAUGGCAAGUAUGAGGCUGUGUGGACUCAUGUGAAGAAGCUGGAUGUUCAGGUAGCUCAGACUGUAGAAGCUGUGAAGAGAUCACCUGGAACUCUCCCUGGAAAAGGUGAAAACCCCAGGAAUGAGUUUGUGAAUGCUAUUGAGCUUAGAAGUGGGAAGACUCUACAUGCUGCACCAACAAGCUCUGUCUCAGAAAAGAGGAAGGAAAAGGACGUGGAGCACCUGCUCCAAGAAGAGGAACCAGCUCAUGACGUAAAAAAGACGAAGGAGCACUCUUCCUCCAUCGGAGCACCUGCUCCAAAAUCUGGAGCACCUGCUCCAGACGUAGAUUUGACGAGGGAGCACCCUGAGCCAACGAGGGAGCACCUGCUCCAGCCCCCUGCUCCAGCAAACAUUCCUGCAAGAGUUUACACGCCUAAGGUACCUUACCCAGUUCCACCAAAGAAGUCUCGCAAGGACUUAGAGGAUGCAAAGUGCAGGGAGAUGCUGAAGGAUUUGACUGUAAAACUCCCUCUAGCUGAUGCUGUUCAGAUGAUACCAGCCCUUAAAAGAUACAUGAAGGGGUUAGUGUCUGGGAAAGCUGUUGAGGAAGAGAGUGUCAUGAUGGUUUCGAAGGAGUGCAGUGCUGUGCUUCAGAACAAAGUGCUGAAGAAGAGAAGUGAUCCAGGAAGGUUUGUUCUCUCAGUCAGGAUUGGGAAUGUACUGUUUGCAAGGUCUCUCUGCGAUCUGGGUUCAAGUGUGAAUCUGAUGCCUUACUCUGUAGCCAAGCGAUUGGGUUACACCAGAUUCAAACCGACGAAAAUCUCGCUGGUAUUCGCUGAUAGAUCAACCAAAUUCCCUGUUGGUAUACUCGAGGAUCUGCAUGUUCAGAUAGGUGAUACACUCAUUCCAGCAGAUUUUGUGGUUCUGGAGCUUGAUGAAGAACCCAAGGAUCCUUUGAUAUUGGGUCGAUCCUUCUUAUGCACAGCUGGUGCAAUCAUAGAUGUGAAAGGAGGAGUGAUAGAUCUCCAGCUGGGAGAUAUGGUGGUGCGAUUUGAGAUGAAUAAACUCUUCAAGAAACCAAUGCUGGACGGACAGACAUUUGUCAUAGAUGAUGGUUCAGGCAUUGCUGAAGAGGUUGCUGAAGAGGUUUUGGCCAUCGAUCCUCUGGAAGUUGCACUCACCUAA
Messenger RNA from Eutrema salsugineum, 2574 nucleotides. RefSeq lists its product as uncharacterized. The transcript has a single exon. NCBI's taxonomy places the organism in Eukaryota, Viridiplantae, Streptophyta, Magnoliopsida, Brassicales, Brassicaceae. The record is from RefSeq and is a predicted model, not a curated record. Bases 1 to 2574 code for a protein of 857 amino acids.